GAGGCUUCCGCCCAGUAGGCCAGGAGGGGGCUUGGCCUGGAGGUGGUUUGGAGGUAAAGGGCGGGGAAGCCGGCGCCCCAGGCUUCAUUCUGCAACAGGUUGCUCCUGGAGCCCGCUAAGGCGACUGACCUUUCAGGAGAAAGGUUUGCUGGAGUUCCUGAGGGCGGCAGCUGUUCUUUGUUAAGAAAGCAAGUGCACGAUCGUAGUUCUUGAGUGCCCCCCGAGACUCACGCGACACGAACAACCGCUGCGAUACGUUGGGUGGAAUCAUAAGAAAUUGUCGGUUUUUUGGAUGGAAGAUGAGCCCCGGUGGAGUUGAGCUCAGAGUAUUGAUGCUAGCAGAAGCAGACAGACCCCAGAUAGCCUUCCAGCUGCGUGCCAGGUGCUUUACCUAUUAGAUCGCUAGCCUGCGAACCCUAUGCGAAAUCCUCCUUUGACAGAGGAGCAGAAGAAGGGUUGGAGAAUUCAAACAACUGUCAUCUUGGCAGAAGGGACCUACAUUUUGGAGCAAGAUGUAAAGAAAUCUGGAAGUGCAACUGCAGUUGCUGUCUAUCUCAAGUCAUUGUCUCCCAUCUUUGCUGCAGGAUGGUGCCUUGAGUGAAUGACCCCCUUGGAGAACAUUCUUCCGCAUCCCUCGCCUCAAGCCAGCCUCAGACAGAAAACUGAAGAUUCAGCAGAUCCAGUGCUUCCUGCUCCUCUUCUGCCCAGGAACACGCUUGCCUUCCCCAAGGCUUCCGGAAGCUCUGAGGCAGGAGGCACCAAGUUCUACCUCAUGUUUGGAGGAUCUUGCUAGCUAUGGCCCUCGUACUCGGCUCCCUGUUGCUGCUGGGGCUGUGCGGGAACUCCUUUUCAGGAGGGCAGCCUUCAUCCACAGAUGCUCCUAAGGCUUGGAAUUAUGAAUUGCCUGCAACAAAUUAUGAGACCCAAGACUCCCAUAAAGCUGGACCCAUUGGCAUUCUCUUUGAACUAGUGCAUAUCUUUCUCUAUGUGGUACAGCCGCGUGAUUUCCCAGAAGAUACUUUGAGAAAAGUCAUACAGAAGGCAUAUGAAUCCAAAAUUGAUUAUGACAAGAUUGUCUACUAUGAAGCAGGGAUUAUUCUAUGCUGUGUCCUGGGGCUGCUGUUUAUUAUUCUGAUGCCUCUGGUGGGGUAUUUCUUUUGUAUGUGUCGUUGCUGUAACAAAUGUGGUGGAGAAAUGCACCAGCGACAGAAGGAAAAUGGGCCCUUCCUGAGGAAAUGCUUUGCAAUCUCCCUCUUGGUGAUUUGUAUAAUAAUAAGCAUUGGCAUCUUCUAUGGUUUUGUGGCAAAUCACCAGGUAAGAACCCGGAUCAAAAGGAGUCGGAAACUGGCAGAUAGCAAUUUCAAGGACUUGCGAACUCUCUUGAAUGAAACUCCAGAGCAAAUCAAAUAUAUAUUGGCCCAGUACAACACUACCAAGGACAAGGCGUUCACAGAUCUGAACAGUAUCAAUUCAGUGCUAGGAGGCGGAAUUCUUGACCGACUGAGACCCAACAUCAUCCCUGUUCUUGAUGAGAUUAAGUCCAUGGCAACAGCGAUCAAGGAGACCAAAGAGGCGUUGGAGAACAUGAACAGCACCUUGAAGAGCUUGCACCAACAAAGUACUCAGCUUAGCAGCAGUCUGACCAGCGUGAAAACUAGCCUGCGGUCAUCUCUCAAUGACCCUCUGUGCUUGGUGCGUCCAUCAAGUGAAAUCUGCAACAGCAUCAGAUUGUCUCUAAGCCAGCUGAAUAGCAACCCUGAACUGAGGCAGCUUCCACCCGUGGAUGCAGAACUUGACAACGUUAAUAACGUUCUUAGGACAGAUUUGGAUGGCCUGGUCCAACAGGGCUAUCAAUCCCUUAAUGAUAUACCUGACAGAGUACAACGCCAAACCACGACUGUCGUAGCAGGUAUCAAAAGGGUCUUGAAUUCCAUUGGUUCAGAUAUCGACAAUGUAACUCAGCGUCUUCCUAUUCAGGAUAUACUCUCAGAAUUCUCUGUUUAUGUUAAUAACACUGAAAGUUACAUCCACAGAAAUUUACCUACAUUGGAAGAGUAUGAUUCAUACUGGUGGCUGGGUGGCCUGGUCAUCUGCUCUCUGCUGACCCUCAUCGUGAUUUUUUACUACCUGGGCUUACUGUGUGGCGUGUGUGGCUAUGACAGGCAUGCCACCCCAACCACCCGAGGCUGUGUCUCCAACACCGGAGGCGUCUUCCUCAUGGUUGGAGUUGGAUUAAGUUUCCUGUUUUGCUGGAUAUUGAUGAUCAUUGUGGUUCUUACCUUUGUCUUUGGUGCAAAUGUGGAAAAACUGAUCUGUGAACCUUACACGAGCAAGGAAUUAUUCCAGGUUUUGGAUACACCCUACUUACUAAAUGAAGACUGGGAAUACUAUCUCUCUGGGAAGCUAUUUAAUAAAUCAAAAAUGAAGCUCACUUUUGAACAAGUUUACAGUGACUGCAAAAAAAAUAGAGGCACUUACGGCACUCUUCACCUGCAGAACAGCUUCAAUAUCAGUGAACGUCUCAACAUUAAUGAGCAUACUGGAAGCAUAAGCAGUGAAUUGGAAAGUCUGAAGGUAAAUCUUAAUAUCUUUCUGUUGGGUGCAGCAGGAAGAAAAAACCUUCAGGAUUUUGCUGCUUGUGGAAUAGACAGAAUGAAUUAUGACAGCUACUUGGCUCAGACUGGUAAAUCCCCUGCAGGAGUGAAUCUUUUAUCAUUUGCGUAUGAUCUAGAAGCAAAAGCAAACAGUUUGCCCCCAGGAAAUUUGAGGAACUCCCUGAAAAGAGAUGCACAAACUAUUAAAACGAUUCACCAGCAACGAGUCCUUCCUAUAGAACAAUCACUGAGCACUCUAUACCAAAGCGUCAAGAUACUUCAACGCACAGGGAAUGGAUUGUUGGAGAGAGUAACUAGGAUUCUAGCUUCUCUGGAUUUUGCUCAGAACUUCAUCACAAACAAUACUUCCUCUGUUAUUAUUGAGGAAACUAAGAAGUAUGGGAGAACAAUAAUAGGAUAUUUUGAACAUUAUCUGCAGUGGAUCGAGUUCUCUAUCAGUGAGAAAGUGGCAUCGUGCAAACCUGUGGCCACCGCUCUAGAUACUGCUGUUGAUGUCUUUCUGUGUAGCUACAUUAUCGACCCCUUGAAUUUGUUUUGGUUUGGCAUAGGAAAAGCUACUGUAUUUUUACUUCCGGCUCUAAUUUUUGCGGUAAAACUGGCUAAAUACUACCGUCGAAUGGAUUCGGAGGACGUGUACGAUGAUGUUGAAACUAUACCCAUGAAAAACCCAUCACAACAUUGAUAGCUGAUGUUGAAACUGCUUGAGCAUCAGGAACUCAAAGUGGAAAGGAUCACAGAUUUUUGAUAGUUUCUGGGUCUACAAGGACUUUCCAAAUCCAGGAGCAACGCCAGUGGCAACGUAGUGACUCAGGCGGGCACCAAGGCAAUGGCACCAUUGGUCUCUGGGUAGUGCUUUAAGAAUGAACACAAUCACGUUAUAGUCCAUGGUCCAUCACUAUUCAAGGAUGACUCCCUCCCUUCCUGUCUAUUUUUGUUUUUUACUUUUUUACACUGAGUUUCUAUUUAGACACUACAACAUAUGGGGUGUUUGUUCCCAUUGGAUGCAUUUCUAUCAAAACUCUAUCAAAUGUGAUGGCUAGGUUCUAACAUAUUGCCAUGUGUGGAGUGUGCUAAACACACACCAGUUUACAGGAAAGAUGCAUUUUGUGUACAGUAAACGGUGUAUAUACCUUUUGUUACCACAGAGUUUUUUAAACAAAUGAGUAUUAUAGGACUUUCUUCUAAAUGAGCUAAAUAAGUCACCAUUGACUUCUUGGUGCUGUUGAAAAUAAUCCAUUUUCACUAAAAGUGUGUGAAACCUACAGCAUAUCCUUCGCGCAGAGAUUUUCAUCUAUUAUACUUUAUCAAAGAUUGGCCAUGUUCCACUUGGAAAUGGCACGCAAAAGCAAUCAUAGAGAAACCUGCAUAACUCCAUCUGGCAAAUUCAAAAGAGAGAGAGAGAUCUUGAGAGAAAGAAAUGCUGUUCGUUCAAAAGUGGAGUUGUUUUAACAGAUGCCAAUUACGGUGUACAGUUUAACAGAGUUUUCUGUUGCAUUAGGAUAAACAUUAAUUGGAGUGCAGCUAACAUGAGUAUCAUCAGACUAGUAUCAAGUGUUCUAAAAUGAAAUAUGAGAAGAUCCUGUCACAAUUCUUAGAUCUGGUGUCCAGCAUGGAUGAAACCUUUGAGUUUGGUCCCUAAAUUUGCAUGAAAGCACAAGGUAAAUAUUCAUUUGCUUCAGGAGUUUCAUGUUGGAUCUGUCAUUAUCAAAAGUGAUCAGCAAUGAAAAACUGGUCGGACAAAAUUUAACGUUGACGUAAUGAAAUUCCAGAUGUAGGCAUUCCCCCCAGGUCUUUUCAUGUGCAGAUUGCAGUUCUGAUUCAUUUCAAUAAAAAGGAACUUGGAAAACA
Messenger RNA from Pan troglodytes (chimpanzee), 4463 nucleotides. RefSeq names its product prominin 1 (gene PROM1). Gene Ontology annotation, biological process: photoreceptor cell maintenance; camera-type eye photoreceptor cell differentiation. The record is from RefSeq and is a predicted model, not a curated record. Gene Ontology annotation, cellular component: cilium; cell surface; microvillus. Lineage: Eukaryota; Metazoa; Chordata; Mammalia; Primates; Hominidae. The transcript is spliced from 28 exons. Gene Ontology annotation, molecular function: cholesterol binding. Bases 796 to 3297 code for a protein of 833 amino acids.